Messenger RNA from Thunnus maccoyii (southern bluefin tuna), 5957 nucleotides. RefSeq names its product cyclin-dependent kinase 14 (gene cdk14). The record is from RefSeq and is a predicted model, not a curated record. Gene Ontology annotation, cellular component: cytosol; nucleus; cytoplasm. NCBI's taxonomy places the organism in Eukaryota, Metazoa, Chordata, Actinopteri, Scombriformes, Scombridae. Gene Ontology annotation, molecular function: cyclin-dependent protein serine/threonine kinase activity; cyclin binding; ATP binding. Bases 416 to 1828 code for a protein of 470 amino acids. Gene Ontology annotation, biological process: protein phosphorylation. The transcript is spliced from 15 exons.
CAAAAAUGACAUCUAGAUUGCGGUGGAGCAGGGAGCGACUGGGACGCUGAGGAAAAGAAAGAAAGAAGUCAGAGCUAGAUCUCGCUUUUAGGAUCUAACCAAAAAAAGACGCACCAAAAAGGCGCAUCAAAUUACGCGCGGUUUCCAGUGUGGAUGCCUCUGCUUCAGCGCGGACUUUUAUUGCCUCUUUGGAAAUGUAGUUGCAUUCUUGAGAAAAUCUCAAGAAGGCAAUUGUUGUUACUAGUUGAUGAGAGAAGUGAAAGCCGUUGAGGCUCCGUUUCCUGUGUUUGCCAGCGUGCUGCAGCUGGGCUGAAGAAGCCCCGCAGGGCUGACUGAACACCGGUCUUCUUUCCCCGCUUCAAACCUCAGACAGUCCGCUGACAGUCCGCUGCAAAAGUCGGUGGAGAAAAAAAAAAUGUGCGACCUGAUGCCAGCCUCCCAACCCGCGGAGAAAAUCGGAAAAAUGAAAAAGUUGAGGAGAACUUUGUCCGAGAGUUUCAGAAGUAUCGCUUUCAAGAAAGAGGACAGCGGCUUUGAUGAGAUAUGUGUCACAAAGAUGUCCACACGCAGCUGCCAGGGAACGGACUCGGUCAUCAAGCCCCUGGACACCAUCCCUGAGGACAAGAAGGUGAGAGUUCAGCGCACGCAGAGUGGCUUUGACCCGUUCGAGAAGCCCGCCAGCCAGGUGAAGAGGGUCCACUCUGAGAACAAUGCCUGCAUCAAUGCCAAGAGCUCAUCUGCCGGCAAAGAGUCGCCCAAAUUACGCCGACACUCCAGCCCCAGUUCUCCUACAAGCCCCAAGUUUGGAAAGGCCGAUUCCUAUGAAAAGCUGGAGAAAUUGGGAGAGGGUUCAUAUGCCACAGUUUACAAAGGCAAAAGCAAGGUGAAUGGGAAACUGGUGGCUCUGAAGGUGAUUCGCUUGCAGGAGGAGGAAGGAACGCCCUUCACAGCCAUAAGAGAAGCAUCUCUUCUGAAAGGCCUGAAGCACGCCAACAUCGUGCUCCUCCAUGACAUCAUCCACACCAAGGAAACCCUGACUCUGGUCUUUGAAUAUGUGCAUACAGACCUGUGUCAGUACAUGGACAAACACCCCGGGGGUCUCCAUCCGGACAAUGUGAAGCUGUUCCUGUUCCAGUUACUGAGAGGCCUGUCCUACAUCCACCAGAGGUACAUCCUUCACCGUGACCUGAAACCCCAAAACCUGCUCAUCAGUGACACUGGAGAGCUCAAACUGGCUGACUUUGGCCUGGCCAGAGCCAAGUCGGUCCCCAGCCAUACCUACUCCAAUGAGGUGGUGACCCUGUGGUACCGGCCUCCAGAUGUCCUGCUGGGAUCCACAGACUAUUCCACCUGCCUGGACAUGUGGGGAGUGGGCUGCAUUUUCAUUGAGAUGAUCCAAGGGGUGGCUGCCUUUCCUGGGAUGAAGGACAUCCAGGACCAGCUGGAGAGGAUAUUCCUGGUCCUCGGCACCCCAUCUGAGGAUUCCUGGCCUGGUGUUAACUCCUUGCCUCACUUCAAACCAGACCGCUUUACAGUGUACAGCGCUAAGAAGCUGAGACAAGCAUGGAAUAAGUUGGGCUACGUGGACCAUGCUGAGGAGUUGGCCUCCAGGUUCCUCCAGUGCUUCCCAAAGAGCCGGCUGUCAGCCCAGGCAGCGCUGAACCAUGAAUACUUCAGCAACCUUCCUCCACGGCUCUGGGAACUGCAGGACAUGUCUUCUAUCUUCACCGUACCAAAUGUCAAGCUGCAGACAGAGAGCGGGGACAGCAUACAGGUGUGUGCACGAAGGAACAGUCAUGGAAAGGCGUCCUCUGGCAGCAAACACUGACCUGAGGCAGCAUCCUGCACACGACUGCCUGACAGGUGGCUGUUGUAAAAAAAGAUGAAGACAAACAUGCUGAGAUGGAGGAUCCAGACGAAUGAAAGAGCCCCAGUUCUCUUUAUUUAUUACCUUCACAACGUGCGUGUGUGUGUGUGUGCGUGUGCGUGCGUAUGUGUGUGUGCGCGUGUGUGUAUGCAUGAGAAAGGGAGCAUAGAUACGGAUGCAUGUGUGCAUUAUGGAUGAUUACUUAAGAUUUCAGGCUAUCAUUUGCAAAUUUUGUUUACUUUUUAUAAGGUUACAAUAACUCAUAUCAUUGUCACAAUAUAAACAAAAGGACUUUACUAUUGGUACAUAUUGUGUUUUGUGUUUGUAACUAGCCUCCUAUUUAAGAAUGUAUAUUUGUAUGUACGAUAUACUCAUCUAGAAACUAUAUAAUGGACAAUUUUAAUAUUGCUACAUCUUCUCACCACUAUACCGCUCUCGCCACGAAACAGAAAUCAACACACAUACAGGAGACAUGCAUACAAAUAAAAUACACCUACAAAACAAAAAUAAUGCAGUCAGUUAAAAGAAUAAAGAAUCAAAAAUAGUUUUUCAUUUCUUUCUAAUCAGGUUUAAGUCUAAUUGGUGGAACCGCAGACAAUAAUUAAAAUGAUAGAGGGCUUUCAGGUGGUGUAACACAUUCUCUGGCGGCCAUAUUGGAGGUCCCCGGUUCUUUUGUCGCUGAGAAGAGUUCUAAAAACUCAGCUGACUCAAUUUCAGUUAACAGACUGUUCAUUUGCAUCAAUUUUUGGGGUUGAAGUUAUAAUUUAAUGACUGGUACAUGUGGCUGAUUUUCUGUUAAGAUAAUGUUAGCUUCUUAGACGGCUAACUGUGGUAUUUGCACGAUAAUUGUCACACUCUUGGUACACACAUCUGAUUUAAACACUAUAAAGCAUUUAGCAAAGUAUUUAGUAGGUAGUAGGUCAUAGAGGUUAGCACUUGUUUGUGAACAUAUUGAUCUUUUUCAGAUAUUUCUCUUUCUCUCCUUAUUUGCUAGUCUGAUUGGGUUAUGGUUGUAUAUUUGGACACCUAUACAGUCUUAUUUUUGUAAUUUUUGAUCAUUAUUCCUCUCACUUAACAGAACUUCAUUGCUGAGAUUUAUGAACUGCACUGUAAAACUGUGUGCACAUCUACAGUAAGUGCAUAGGUUAAAGUUGAACCAGGUACCUUACAACAGCUGCUAUUUUCCCCCAGUGGCCAACUGUGGUACUGCAGCAAAAAAUUCGUUAUGGCCCAAAAGACAUUUUUGAUUAUAAAACUAUUAGUGCUGUCAAAAUUAACACAUUCAUUUUUUUAAUUAAUUUGAAAUAUUUAACAUGUUCAAAAUAUUAAUGCGAUUACUGUCUUUUAGAGGCUGUAGUUGGCUCAGUUUUAAAGCUAGAAUGCAGAUACAUAUCAUAUCAUAUGAAACUAGACGACCUGAGUCAUCCACUGGUACCAACCAUGACAUGCUUGUUGGGAAGGACGUUAAAUAACGCUCCAAAGUUAGGCUAAAUUUUGGCGAGGGAAAACGGCUUCCUUUGAACACACUCUCUCUCUCUCUCUCUCUCUCUCUGUGUCUUCCACGUGUGAAUCACAAUCUUUCCUUGUUUGUUUUUUCAUAUUUUGAUGGACUAUUGUGGAUCUUGUUGAAAUUCAACUGGCACUUGAACAUGGAACACAUUUAUCAUUGUUAAUUAUUUAUAUUAGUGCAUAUACAGUAAAAAAAAAAAAUUGCCUCCUAAACUGAUAUCUAAUUUUAAUGGCCUUUUGAAAUUCAACUGGCACUUUAACAUAAAGGCCUGGGUUUUGUUGUUUCUGUUAGUGCAUAGAAGAAAUAUGCCUUUUAAGCUGACAGUCAAUUUUUAUCAAGUCAGUCAAGUUUUAUUGGAAAUCUGUAGUGCACAGGAGAGAAUUUGUGUUCAGAGUUAAAAAGAUGCUUUAAACAACAGUAUCUGUAUUUACUUCCUUGGUGUUGCUACUACAUUAAUUCAGUGAUUUUACAUUGUAAUAUCCAUUAUUACAAGCUUCAAUAUUAAUCACAGCAAAGUGUGUGAUUAACGAUUUAAUUUUUUAAAUCAAUGACAGCCCUAAAAACUAUAAGAUUAUAUAAAACUUUAACAGCAAAUAACAUCAGUUAUUACUCUUUGCACCAUGAUUUUUUCCCAGUGGCUAGAAAAGCUAUCUUUGAGGUCAGUGGAAGGUACUAGAAGCAAACCAGGAAGAGAGUUUUCUUUUUCUUUUUUUUUUCAUGUAGACACUUGGUGAACAACUUUUAAUGUAAUGAACAGGCAGUAUCCAGUUCUUCUAAUGCUUCCAUAGUCUAUUAAUGCCAUGUUCAUUUUAUUUUCACUUCAGAAUAAUUUAAACAGUGAAAUUAUUUGCAAUACAAUUAACGACUAUAAUCAACUUUUCACGUAUGAAUACACAUGAAAAUAAUUAAAUUUGUGAGUAAAAUGAUAUGAUAUCCCAAACAAAAUGCUAAUAAUCCUUUAAUCUUCCAGUGGACCUCCAUGAUGGAACCAGACCAGGCUGAUAUGAGUUCUGUGUUGCGACUGAAAAGCCUCUCUAACAUAAAUCAUCUCUGCUGGAGAUGUUGACGGUGCACACGUAACAUAACAAGAGACAGCACCAACCAGCGUGCGUAACAAUAUAGACGCAAUACUGUAAUGGAUAACAGCUGUAAGUGAGUGUGUGAGAGUGUGUGUGUGUGUGCGUGUGUGCGUGUGUGUGUGUGUGUGUGUGUAUCUUAAACAUGGGCAAUAGCUAAGCAUUGGUGCUUCCAUCCAUUUAUAUGAGCUAAUGUACAAAAGGUAAAACACCAAGGCAAUAGGCUGUGUGGCCUAUUGUUACAUCCGGCCCACGACAAUCCUCCCUUCCACUUUAUCUGAUACCAUUGAAAGAUCUGCAAUAUUCUAUCACAAAUACACCAUCUCAGUCAAUAACUUCAACUUUUUUUGUUCAGUUGAUGAGUCAAAUAUUAAGAUUAAUCUGGAGUUUUCCUAAUCUGAGAGAGUGUAGGGAUAAUUGAUUAGCAGUGUGCGUGUGCGUGUGUGUGCAGUAUGUGUAGUGUAAGUGGUGAAUAAGUUUGAUCAGUCCCUUCACCACUGACAUGUGUUCUCAUGCCCUCUCCCCCUCCCCCCUCCCACCCCCCUGAGUACAGCAGAAGUAGAGUAGGAGUAGAAGUAUGGUGAUCCUUGUGAAGUACUAUCAAUACAAUGGCUUUGAAAUCAGUCUGAAAUCAGCUGAACCAAUAAUACUGGCCCUGCACUGUUGAUUAGCUGAAGAGAUGAGGCUGCAAAUAUGACACCUUGGAUAAGUGGACACUGUGGAUAUUUCUCAUGUCGCUCAGUGACGUCUCACACACUCACUCACUCACACACACGCGGAUUCAUGAUAUAGAUGUCUUGCCUGCUAGAAAAAAAAAAUGUCUUGCACCCAUCUAGUCCUGUCAGCUACUGCUCACUAUAUACCUGCAGCCACCCCCACGCCCCCCUGCAGCUGGUAUUUGCUUGCCAGUCUAUCACAAUAAAUGAUAUGUUCUAAAUUUUUUCAAGUCUAUCUUAGUACAACACUCACAUUAUGCCGUUUGAGAGUGACUACACUGUAGGACGUGGUUUAAAAAAAAAAAAAGCUACAUUCCUUGUUCCGUGCCAACCUGCAUUUCAAAGUUUAGCCAAAGAUAAUCUGAGGAUUCAGCAGUCAGAGUUAGCCGAAUAAGGUAGUUUAGGGCUGCAACUAACAAUUAUUUUCAUUAUCGAUUAAUCUGUCAAUUAUUUCUUGAUUAAUUGAUAAGUUGUUUGGUCUAUAAAUUGUCAGAAAAUGGUGAAAAAGCCCAAGAUGUCGUCCUCAUAUGUCUUCUUUUGUCCCGACCAACAGUCCACAACAUUAAGCUAUUCAGUUUACUGUCAGAGAAUUUGGAAAAUAUUUACAUUUGAGAAGCUGUAACCAGAGGAUUUAGAUUUUUUCUUUAAGAAUGACUCCACAAUUUUUCUCAGGAGCUGCUGGACCAAACCACAGUUGGCAAAUGACAAACAGUACUGGACUUACAUUUGUUAGGUGGCUUGGAUUGUAGGGAUGUGCAGAGAGCCCAGUAUUUGUAUUUGUAUUUCUA